CUGGUGAGGAAGGGCAGGGAGGACCUGCAGCUCCUCGCCCGGCGGCUCGCCACUUUGUUCCCAUCUUUGCUGUCGGAGGAAAACAUGAGGAAGAGGAGAAUCAGCUUCGUCACCAGCUCUAAGCAUCGCUGUGUGAGCAGCGUGGAGGCAUUCCAGGACGGUCUGCUGCAGCACUGGGGUCGCCAAGAUGAGGCUCCAGGAUACAGCCAUGAGGUGGAUGAUGAGCUAAUGCGCUUCUUUGAGCGUUGCAGAGCUUAUGUGGAGGGCGUGGAGAACAACCGUACUGCACUGGCGGAGGUGGAGAAGUUCAAGCAUGGCGUGGAGAUGGAGGCGGUGCGGCGGAGAAUGGCUGAGAAACUGGGCCUUUCUCUGCACCUCCUCACACCAGACCUGGUAGAAGCAGCUUUCUUCAUUUGUUCCUAUGAACUGUCCAUCAAAUCCAUCCAUUCACCGUGGUGCUUCCUGUUUGACGAGAGUGAUGCCAAGGUGUUGGAGUACAAAUCUGAUCUGAAGCAGUUCUGGAAGCGCUCUCACGGUCACACCAUCAGCAGUCUGUCCAGCUGUCCGCUCUUCCAUCACAUCUUCAGGACCUUGGACAAAGCUGGCCGUCCUCGUCGAUCCACUGAUGCGGCUCCAGAACCGGCAUCCAUCUUGGUGGGACACGCUGAGACGCUCCUCCCCCUCCUCUCUCUCCUUGGACUGUACAAAGACCAGACUCCGCCUACAGCCAGCAACUACCAAUCACAGCAUGGGAGAAGUUUCCGAACCAGCCGCAUCGUUCCGUAUGCCGCCAACCUGCUCUUGGUUCUCUAUGACUGUCAGCGUGGCCCCCGGCUGCAGCUGCUCAUCAACGAGACGCCGCUGCGCUUCCCAGACCUGCAGGAGGAUGCGCCGCUUUACAGAGACGUUCGUGCUGCAUACCGCCACCUGCUGGAUGGCUGUGACUUCCAAAGAGAGUGUGAGGGGAGACCUGAGGGCCGGGGGCCCAAUACCGAGCUUUGACCCCUGGACCCCCACCUUCCCGCUCAGUUAUGGCCUUAAUCCGCCUGCUGACACGCCCCACAGCCACUCAGACGGCGUCCUUUCAGAGACAUUUAAAACUGAGCAGGGAGACUCUUUCCUUUGGGCGGAGCUUAAAGGAUGAACCGGACUGUCAUCCAUGAGCAGGACAUGAUGAACAAACCCAGUUCUGUCCCAUUUUCAUUCUUCAUCCCCUAAUAUUUCUGAGGCCUUAAUGAGUUUUAUUUAAAUGGACUUUUAAUCUGGGUUUCUUUAUAAAGCUUUAAGCUAAUUUUUCCCCCAAUAUGGGUUUUAUUUAACUAUUCUUUUAUUUUGAUACGCUGGCUGCUCCAUGUUUGGAUGUAUACUUUUGGGUGAAAUGAUUUGUGUUUGAGCCAAAUAAGGUUUCAGAGCUUUUAGUUUGCCAAAUGUUUCCGAAUUAAAGCUUUAAUAAAGACACAUUUUCUGAUUAAAAU
Molecule: messenger RNA, 1475 nt
Organism: Cyprinodon variegatus (sheepshead minnow)
Lineage: Eukaryota; Metazoa; Chordata; Actinopteri; Cyprinodontiformes; Cyprinodontidae
Gene: minpp1b
Product: multiple inositol-polyphosphate phosphatase 1
Exons: 6
Coding region: 85-1002 (305 amino acids)
Molecular function (GO): inositol phosphate phosphatase activity; acid phosphatase activity
Source: RefSeq, a predicted model, not a curated record